AUGACCUGGAAGGAUUGUAAGGAAUGGGCAAAUGUGGGACUUCGUUUGUCAACUACCAGCAAUGAAGCUGCAAAAAUGUAUGACGCCGCUGUGACACAGUACGUAAGUGGGUUUUCAGAAGACAGUGUUGGUGGAAUGGCUGGUGCCGUGGAUAAAAUGAGAGCGGCUGACCCUAAUUUCGUUCUCGGAUUAGCUGUGUCAAAUGGACUUAAAUUACUUGGUACGAUGACAUCAACCUGGAAUAACGCUGAGCUAAAACACGACAUUGAAUCAAUGGUACAAAUAGCAAAGAACAAUAAUAUUCUGACAUGGAAAGAAAAGUUACACGUUAACGCAGUUAAACUGUUUUCGGAAGGCUAUCUCAGAGAGGCAAUCAACACGUGGGAAGAUAUUUUACUACGUCACCCGACCGAUGCCCUGGCUUUGCGAUUUGCUGUUGAUAGUUAUUUCUUCUGUGGCAAAAUGACACAAUACAGAGACUGCAUUGCGCGUGUUAAACCAUAUUGGGAAUCGAAAAAGGUCUCUCAAAGUAUGUAUGGGUAUUUGAAAAGUACAUACGCUUUUGGAUUAGAAGAAACAUAUCUUUUCAAUGAAGCAGAAACAGAGGCCCGCCAGGCAUUGGAGUUGAACGCGUGUGAUGGUUGGGCAACCCAUGUAAUAGCACAUGUAAUGGAAAUGCAGUGUAGAUAUGAUGAAGGUAUACACUAUUUGAAAACAUCAGUUAAUCAAUAUCAGGGUGAUUAUGCAUCUGCAUUGGACUUGUAUGACGAGAUCGCGACUUGUCGAUUAGGCUCUGGUACAAGAUUUGACAUCUUGGAUCUAGUGAUGCUUCUUCAACGACUAGAGUUCGAAGGUGUUGAUGUCGGAAAUAGAUGGAAGAAAGUCUAUAGUUUAUGUCAACCUCAUUUCAACGACCAUGCGCUAGUGUACAAUGACGUAUUGUAUAUGAUGGUUGCCCUGGGAGCAAAACAAGAUGAAGCCGCUGCCAAUUUUCUUCAAUCAAUAAAGCAUUUUGUAAGGAGUAAGAGAGAAGAUCAUACGAUAGCGAAAGCUUUCUCAGACGUUGGGAUAUCUAUUUGUGAAUCGUUGACUGCGUACCAUCAUGGUGAUUUUGCUGACGUUGUAGAUAUUCUUAACCCCAGAGACAUCUUCAGUAUAUUAUUAAUUCAGUCUGCAAUAAAAUCAACGCGCAGAGACCACCAACGUUUUGCUAGAAGUCUUCUAAAUGAACGGAAUGCAAUGAAGACGGGCUCACCAAUGACGGACAGGCUAUUGGAAAAAUUGAAUACAAUGGUACUUGCAGAAUAG
Molecule: messenger RNA, 1308 nt
Organism: Saccoglossus kowalevskii
Lineage: Eukaryota; Metazoa; Hemichordata; Enteropneusta; Harrimaniidae
Product: tetratricopeptide repeat protein 38-like
Molecular function (GO): protein binding
Source: RefSeq, a predicted model, not a curated record